GGAAGGAUUUGUGUUUGUGCCGCUUUUUUGUUUGAACUUGCUUGUGUACUUGUUGUGCCUGCUUCCGAGCGAUCGGUUGGUGAGGGUUGUGGAGAGAUGAUAUGAGAUUUGUUCGUUGCGCUUUGUGGUGCUUUUGAUCUUGUUUGAGAAGACUUCAGUGUUUGUCGACUUUGACAGGAGACUAAUCUGUGAGAAUUCAGUCUGAGAACGGUGACAAUUGCAGCGAAGACGCUCGAAUUUCGAUAUGGCGACGUAUAGCUCUGGACAUCAUGCUAUGCACCAUGGCCUCCCUCAGGUCGGUCAGCUGGAUCAGGAAAGCUCAUACGAACCUACUUCAUCAGCGAGUGACAGCAAAAGUCCUCUUGGAUUGAGCUUUUUCAAGAAUCUCAACCCUGAGAAGAAGCAGACCAAAGAUGGACAACCUCCCAAACGAAGAGGCCCAAAGCCGGAUAGCAAGCCGGCCUUGACAAGACGGCAAGAACUGAACCGACAGGCUCAGAGAACACAUCGCGAACGCAAAGAAAUGUACAUCAAAGCCCUCGAACAAGAAGUACUUCGACUCAAAGAGCUCUUUACCCAAACGGCGCGUGAACGAGAUGCUGUCAACGAAGAGAACCGCAAACUGAAGGAGCUGUUAAUGCAACAUGGCAUCUCCUACGAUUUCGGAACUACACCAAUCAAGUUCCAACGCGCAGAGAGCGCAUACGGGCAGAGUUCCAGUGGCAGUAUAUCUGGCAGCUAUCGCGGCACAUCUGACAGCACUGGCCUCAGCCCGCCAACGAUGCCCAAUCAAAUGGCGCAUCCUCAACAUUACGCCAACAUGCAACCCAAUCAAAUACGCAACAUGGCGCAAAUGCCCACCAGCCGCCUCGACUACGACUCAAUAGGCAUCGACUUUGUCUUAACGUAUGACUCCCAAGGCAACCCCAUCCAAUUCCCUGGUCCAUCAAACCCAUACCCAUCGCCACCACCUCAAACCUAGCGCAGCUGCGAGGCUCGAACGCCCCUGCAUGGAUCACAUGCAAUACCUCCUCGUCCGCUCGCACAAUCCCGAAGGCAAAGGAUUCAAUCAUCCGAUGGAGAAUCCUGAUGAUGGUCAGAUUGAACAUAUGUCGGGUCAUGCGUUGAUGGGUACUAGUGCGCCGUGGUCGCAUAUUAAGGAUACGCCGAAGGAGAAUUAUCCGCAUCAGAUGCCAUCGGAUAUGAGUAAUCAGAGUUUGGCGAAGCUGUUGGAUCUCAGUUCGAGGUUGCCGAUUGAUCGGGAAGGGGAGAUUACGCCGAUUAUGGCGUGGACGAUGAUUUUCACGUGUGAGAGGAUUGGGGAGUUGGUGGAGAAGGAUUUUGAGAGGUUGAAGCAUGGGUUGGUGGGGAAGGUGAGGUGUUAUGGAUUCGGAGCUGUGCUCGAAGAAUUCGAAGUUCGGGAUGCGUUGAAUGGGGUUCUGGCCGAGAAGGACAUUGUUCCGGCCAUGUCGAAUGCGAUGUUCGUUUCUCAGUAA
This is a messenger RNA of Cercospora beticola, 1496 nucleotides long. The record is from RefSeq and is a predicted model, not a curated record. Lineage: Eukaryota; Fungi; Ascomycota; Dothideomycetes; Mycosphaerellales; Mycosphaerellaceae.